AUGGAUCAGCAUUGCAUUUGCAUGGAUUCAACACAAGAAAACCAAAGCAACAAUGAACAUGGAAUUUUGCUGCAACACAAGAAUGGUGAAACAAGCUCCUCAUCAUCAACAUCUUCAAGUUCAUCAUCAAUGAAUGAUUUCUUCCAACAUGAAGAAUCAUCUUCAUCGUCACCACCGAAUAAAGAUCAUAGUCUGAAUUUUGGAUCAGAAACAUCAACAGGAAACCCAUUUAUUUCUGUUUCUGAAGUUCCUAGUAUUGAAAAUUUUAGAUCACAAUCUCCUCCUCCAAUUCAAGUCAUGGGAAAAUAUGAUGUUCCAGAUCCAAACAGAAUACCUUCCUCUGUUUUCACAAGAACAUCUACAACACCAAUGGAGUGGAGUGUGGCUUCAAAUGAAUCAUUGUUUAGUAUUCAUCUUGGAAACUCUAGUUUUUCCAGAGACCAUGUCAAUAUUUUUGGAUUGUCUGAAUUACAUCAUGCAGAUGAAUUGAGUUCAACAGCA
Molecule: messenger RNA, 501 nt
Organism: Dioscorea cayenensis subsp. rotundata (Guinea yam)
Lineage: Eukaryota; Viridiplantae; Streptophyta; Magnoliopsida; Dioscoreales; Dioscoreaceae
Exons: 2
Source: RefSeq, a predicted model, not a curated record